Molecule: messenger RNA, 1035 nt
Organism: Gloeophyllum trabeum ATCC 11539
Lineage: Eukaryota; Fungi; Basidiomycota; Agaricomycetes; Gloeophyllales; Gloeophyllaceae
Exons: 2
Source: RefSeq, a predicted model, not a curated record
UCUGUAAUUAUAGCCCAGAUGGCUCACCAUCGAUCUCAGAGAAGCCUCCACUUUCAAGCAAUACACGGCUUCUUACUAUGGGCUAAUGGCGCUUCACGUCAAACAAUCGAUAUAUUGCAGAAAUUAAGUUUGUCGGUCUCGUUCGACUCCACGCUCGAUAUGGUCCAGAACAUCGCAGAUGCUUGUAUACAGCGCGCGCGCCUUGUUGCUCGUGGACCUCAUGCUUUCUGCUAUGACAAUGUGCAAAUCAGCACGUCAAUUCACGUUGAACAACGUGAAGAUGGUCCCGCCAAGGUACAGUGUGGCACAUUUGGCAUAUUAUACGAACUGCGCAAUGCCUCGAGGGACGCGAUGUUGCUUGUUCCUAUCAUGGAGCGGUAUAGGAAUGCAAAGAAGCUUGACUACGAGGAGCACGUCCGGCCUACCAAGCAACAACAACAAUUUGUCAGUCAACAACUCACCGUUCACCUCAUAGAAUGCCUCUACAAAUUCUCCGGAGUUUUCAAGUUGCCAGAAGGCGAAAGCUUUGAGUCUAAAUUUCCACACCCUCCUCGCCGUCGCAUGCCUCCGGAUCACAAGACAAACGAAUUCCCUCUUCGCACCACUAUGAAUGAAGAAGGGUCUAUCGAUGGCAACGUCAGGUCUAUUGAACAUACCUACUAUCAGCAGCUGGACAUGGAUGCGAAACUCCAGCGUCGUGGGGAUAUCAAUGCUUUUACUCGGCUUGACGUCUUUCAACUGGGUUUUGGUCUCUUUCACUUCAUUAUGAACUUUAUAUGGGCAUUGUUGCAUGUACAUCGCAGCACUCUGGCACAGGAAGGCAGUCUUGCCUUCUUCUUCACUGUCCUCGAACGUGCUCGGCUUGGUUCAGAGCAUCCCGAUUUCUAUACACUCUUUGCAGCCAUGAUGGACGUCUUGAGUGGUCUUAUCCUAAACGCUUGGGAGAUUGAAUGUGGCUACCCAUCUCUGGCGGACUUUGCAGCAAGUAAUCCAUCCAAGGAGCAACUGGAGAGUAUUGCUCAGAGGAUACUCUAG